UUGAUUUGACACUUAUAUUGGCGCUUUCACAUCCCACGUGUUAGUAUUACUGACUUCCAUACACUUUCAUAGAUACCUUAAAGGCUCAUUUUAAUAAUUAGUUGCAGAAAAAAUACAUGUAAUCUCAAUUAAUGUUAUUUAGUCUUUUAUUUUUUAUAUCUUAUAGUUUUAGUGUUGUUUUUAUAUGCUUGUAGUUUGAGUGUCUGCCAAGAAUAACUGAAACUUUUCCGAAAAAAUCUCGUAAAUUUAGAUAGGCCUUUACCCAAUUAUCAUUUUAAACACAGAAGGAAUCGUUAACAAAUAACUAAACAUUGUGCAAAAACAUAAUAUCAGCCAUAUUGUCAAAUACGUGACUUUUAAUAGUUAUGAACCCAAAAGUUUCCAAAAUGUUGCUAAACACGGUUAAAAAAGGUGGAAAGGAGUGAGAGGGGCAUUCAUUCAAAAUCAGAAAGAAAGAAAAAAUGUAGGUUGUGUUAUUCCAGUUCAAAUCCAGUUGAUGGCAGCAAUGAGCUAGGCGUUACCUUUUACCCGCGAUAAAGACGAAGAAGAUACGUCAUCUUCAUGAGACGUAUUUUUACGGUGUUGUGAGCUAGUUGCUACCUGGCUAACAAGACGUGUUAUUAAAAAUGGCAUCCUCUAAAAAAGGAAAGAAAGCAGUAAAUCAAGAAGAGCUUCGACGGUUGAUGAGAGAGAAACAAAGACAAACCACCGAGAAGAAUCGCAUCGUGUCUCCGUUCGCUAAAUACAACAGUCUCGGUCACCUCAGCUGUGUCCUGUGCAGCGUCCAAGUGAAGUCGGAGCUACUGUGGCCAGCCCAUGUUCUUGGAAAGCAGCAUAAGGAAAAGGUUGCUGAGCUGAAGGCAGCCAAGACUCAACCAGUGGCUGCACCGAGUCAAGCGGUGAAGAGGAAAGCGUCAGACAGCGAAGACGCUAUUGGGAAGAAGGCAAAACCAGCGGCGGUUGAUGGUCAGGCUGCGUCAGGAGUUCCUGGAGAUUUCUUCGAUAAACCCAGCGAUGAAGCUGCUGUCCCUGCUCAAAAGUCUGCAGGACUGAGUCUCUUGGCCGGUGUUUAUGACGGGGAUGAUGAUGAGGAAGAGGAAGCUGAUGAGACGAAUCCACCUGCUCAGAAGACUGAAGUUGCAGGACUACCAUCUGACUUCUUUGACAGCUCCAUCCCAUCCACACCUGCCAUUUCCCAUUCAGGAUCAAUCCUUAAAGCAGACGUGCAGGAAAAGGCCAUUGAGAAGAAGGAUAACACAGCAGAGGCGCUCCCUGAAGGCUUUUUCGACGACCCAGUCAGGGACGCCAAAGUGCGAAACGUGGAUGCACCAAAAGAUCAUAUGGACAAAGAGUGGGAAGAGUUUCAGAAGGAGAUACGACAGGUGAACACCAAAUCAGAGGCCAUCGUGGCGGAGGAUGACGAAGAAGGUCGCAUUGAACGCCAGAUCGAUGAAAUUGAUGAACAAAUUGAGUGUUACAAAAGAGUGGAGCUACUCAGGGAUAAGAGAGAAGUGCUGAAAAGGAAGGUUGUGCACGUGCCUAGUGAACGCAUUCAAACAGAGGAGACUGUUGAAGAUGAUGAGGAGGAUGAAGAAGGGCUCCUGGGGCUUUUGUCUCGAGACUGGAGGGCUAAAGGGGCUCUGGCCUGAAGGAACUUUAUUACUGACUCAACAAUUAUUUUGUUUAAAGAUUUCAGUUCAAGAUUUAUAAAUAGAUUUGAUUUAAAAAUGCUCAUGUUUUUCUAUAACAUUACAGUGAUUAACACAAAGUUGCAAGAUGUGAGUAAAACUCAGAAACAAUAUCAGUUAAUGACCACAAAAUAAAACCAUUUACCAUCUUUAUUGGUGCCCAAACAAAAAACAAUCAUAAAAUCUCAUUUACAGCAACAAUUUACACCAUGAUGGCGGCCAAGGCCCUGACAACAUGAGCUCAAAUAACCAUUGUCCUGCAUAACCUAUUGAUGACAUGUUUAAUGAAAAAAAAAAAGUUCAUGUCACAUCAAAAAUCAACAUUUGCAGAACUAAAUCAUUAAAAUAUUGUGAUUAAGACCAUAAAUUAAGUUUCAACAAGCUGGCCCCCUUAACAAGAUAACCAGUUAAUAAUACAUUUGUACAAAGCACAACAAAGUUUUAUAUUUCUGCGAUGUAGAUAGAUGCACUAUUAAAAUGCAAUAAAAUGUAUUGGAAAUAGUGA
Nothobranchius furzeri (turquoise killifish) is the source of this 2193-nucleotide messenger RNA. RefSeq names its product zinc finger protein 830 (gene znf830). Gene Ontology annotation, molecular function: nucleic acid binding; zinc ion binding. Gene Ontology annotation, biological process: nuclear DNA replication; mitotic DNA damage checkpoint signaling; mitotic DNA replication checkpoint signaling. Lineage: Eukaryota; Metazoa; Chordata; Actinopteri; Cyprinodontiformes; Nothobranchiidae. The record is from RefSeq and is a predicted model, not a curated record. Gene Ontology annotation, cellular component: nucleus; spliceosomal complex.